Molecule: messenger RNA, 1173 nt
Organism: Oikopleura dioica
Lineage: Eukaryota; Metazoa; Chordata; Appendicularia; Copelata; Oikopleuridae
Source: the annotation of a GenBank genome assembly
AUGGGAUUUCUUCAGAAUCUUUGGCUAUCUUUAAGAUCACUCAAACCCUGCAGUGGUCAACGAUGCUCACUCAGAAAUCAGAAUGUCAUGUCUUCCAUCAUCGGGUUUUACAGAAAACAUAAAAGACUCAUAAAUGCUCUAUCGGCAAGAAUACUAUAUUUGGCGUACAUAAUCUUCACCGUCUACCAGACAUAUCUGAUUCUACCAUUUCAAAGCCGAAAAGACCGGAACACAAUUUUUCUACUUUUCACUGGUCUUCUUGGCUUUGUCUUUGAGUUCUGGCAUGCAAUAUUCAUCCGAAAAGGCAACGAAAUCAGAUGGCUUGUCACAAUGAAUUUGGCCAUGUUGUCUGCCGCAGUGCCUUGUAUCUGGCUCAUGGAAGGCGAACUUCUCGAGAAACGCGUUUUGAAGCUUGAGUACUCGCCGCCGGGAGUGAUGGCGCAAAUUGGAGGAAUCUCUUUUGAGGCUCCUGAUAUGGUGUUGUUUCUUGAGCAGAUUCUGAUAUUCGCGCUGGUUAUUGGAAGAUGGCUUGCUCCGAAGAAUGAUGAUCAAGAUGGGGAUUACUUUAGUGCGAUUUUGGUUGGAAACCUUGCCGUUGGUGCCGAUAUUCUAGAGCUCUUGGAGUCCCUAGGCGAUGAAAAUCUAGGUGUCAAUGAAGUAGCUGUUUAUUCAAUUCUUGCUUUGUGGAGUUUGUCGCUGAUAAUUUUUGGAUUUGAAGUUCCUAAUGAUGUUCUUAUGAAAGAAGAUUCAUCGAGAAAAUACGUGGAGAUCGAUAGUUUACCAAGAGCAAAAGUACUCAGCAGAUUCCUCACCGGAGAUAUCAUGAGUCCUGAAAUGUUACAGAUAACAACAGGCCUGUUUUUCUUGGAUGUCCCUUAUCUUAUUCUGAGAAUCGUACUCAUGGUUGAGCAUGGUUUUUACACAAGCUCUGGGCUUUUCUUUGCGAUGAAAAAUAGUUUGAUGCUUCUUCUCCAGAGCUAUCGGCUGUAUAAACUUCAAAAAUCUCUUCCGAAAUUCAGGCAUCAAAGAAGACUCUUGAGUACAGUACCUAUUGACUCUCCGAUAACAGAGUCACGAAAAUCAACUGAAUCUGAAGACAAACGACCUUCAAGGAACAAAAUUACACCCUCAAUAUCCUUCAAAGAACUGAAUUCUGAAUCAACCUCCUCAUGA